AGAGGCAGUGAGAGGAAAGACAGAGUAUUAGUAUUCAGAGCACAGGGAGGAAAAAUAGGAGAGGGAGCGAGCGAGAGAGAGAGAGAGAGAGAGAGAGAGAGAGAGAGAGAGAGAGGAGGGAGGGAGGGGAUAGUGAAACAGAGAGGAGGAAAAACACAAGGAGGGGGGGAAAUAUAAGAGAAGAACACAGGAAACGGGAGGGAAAAGAGGGGAGGGGAGAGAUAUCAUAUUGUUCAUUUCUCCCUCUCAGUCUGACAUCCCGGUUGCGGGGCUUAUUGCUCGGUGCGUCUUGGAGAGAAGCGAGAGAGAGAGAGAGAGACAGAGAGAGAGAGAGAGGGGGGUGGACAGAGCGAAAGAGGGCGGAAUGCCCCUUUACAGGCGUCGCAUCUGACUAAAACAGCGGAGAAGCUCGUAAAUCGGGAAUUGGACAGAGUGGGGGACAGUGGUUUCUGCAACGCCAAGGUGAUGCUGGAGAGCUUCAGAAAAAGAGUCUCCACAAAUCUGACAGCGACUUCCAAUCCAUGCUGAUGUGUUGGAGGGAACGCAGAGACCGAUGUGUUCCACCGUUUCCUGUUGGAGCUAGAUGACUAGGAGCUCGACUCUGUUCCCAACUUGUAGCGAAGGAAAAAAAAAAAGCUACUCUUUCUGCAGGCUCCCAUUUCUGGUCUUGGAAACAUUAGGAAAAUAACAAGCUAAAGGUUAUGCAUGCACUGCAGGCAUAACUCUGCAUUCCUCAGCCAAAUCUAUUUGCAAAGAAUACUUUAUAUGUAGACUGCCUCCGCUCCGGUUUGCAAAUUCACCAUGGUCCUGAACCUAGAGAGUCAAGUUCAGUAAAGGGACAGUGAGAGGGGGUGGGUGUCGCUCAGUCAUACAUGGGCUCGUCAGACUGGUCUCUGUGAUCCGGACCAAGACACCCUGUGGAGCCCCUCGUGUUCUUCCUUCACCUGCCGCCGCCCCCACCCCCCCUCAGCUUCCUCUGCCUCCUCCUCCCUCUCUCAGUUCGCACCUUGUAAAAGGUGGACGGGCCAACACUCAACUUACCCGAGCGCCGUCCGAUAGGUGAGGGCGGCGAGGGCUGCACUGUCAUUGGCUGACUGCUGGUGAGAGUGCGAUGCGGAUUGGAGGAUGUCGGGGGACUGGGAUGAAGACCUGUGUAAGAAGGCGCUGGUGUUGGUGGAGGAGCUGUGCUUCAACUCCCCAAGGGGCUACAGCCAGAGCGAACGCUGCCAGGAGUUCAGCUACCUCCUGAGAGGUCGCAACAGACAGCUGGACACAGAGAUCUCUGUCAGCCUGCUGUCGGUCAUCGUGACAUUCUGCGGCAUCGUCCUCCUCUCCGUCUCCCUCUUUGUCUCGUGGAAGCUCUGCUGGCUGCCAUGGCGGGACAAGGAGGGCGGCGGCCUGAGCCUGACGUCGGGGCUGCUGCCCGGGAGCGCCGGCGUCGGGAGCCUCGGGGGCGCCGGCGGGUCGUCGCUCUUACCCCCGCUGCUGCAGAGGAAGGAGGGCCACUCCUCGUCCUCGCUCUACCCCACGCUGGGCCAGCAGGGCCAGCACCACCCCCACUUCUCUGACCUGGUGGGGCUGGAGAGGGGCGAGGUCGGGGGCGUGGUCGGGGGGCCGCAUGAGACCCAGGAGCACUCCUACCUGGACAUGGACUCCUACCCUAAUAACGCUGGAACUCUGAAGCUGAGUCAGACGUCUCCAGACGUUCCCAACUCAGAGGCUGGAGCCCAUCCUCAUAAAGACCUGCCCAACGCUCACUCCCAGCAGCAGGUCACCUCACGGCCCAAGCCCAUGACUCACCAGCUCUCCAGUCCUGAUUUCCACGGCGAGGAGAAGGAGCAGGUAACCAGCAUCGGGCAGAUCAAACCAGAGCUGUACAGACCCAAGGGCGACCAGGGAGAAGGAAAACAGGGUGACACCUGCGGCAAGAUCAGCUUCCUCCUGCGCUACGCCUUCAACACGGAGCAGUUGGUGGUGAAGAUCCUGAAAGCUUUGGACCUGCCAGCGAAGGACGCCAACGGCUUCUCCGACCCGUACGUGAAGAUCUACCUACUGCCAGACAGGAAGAAGAAAUUCCAGACCAAGGUUCACAGAAAGACCUUAAACCCAGUGUUCAACGAGACGUUUCAGUUCGGCGUGCCGCUGAAUGAGUUACAUUCCAGGAAGCUGCAUUUCUCCGUGUACGACUUCGACCGCUUCUCCAGACACGACCUGAUCGGCCAGGUCGUGGUGGACAACCUGCUGGACUUCAGCGAGGGCAGCGGGGACAAGCCCGUCUGGAGGGACAUCGUGGAGGGCACCGCGGAGAAGGCUGAUCUCGGGGAGCUUAAUUUCUCGCUGUGUUACCUGCCCACUGCAGGCAGGCUCACUGCUACAAUCAUCAAGGCCACCAACCUCAAAGCCAUGGACCUGACCGGCUUCUCAGACCCGUACGUGAAGGCCUCUCUGAUCUGUGACGGGCGGAGGCUAAAAAAGAGGAAGACCUCCAUUAAAAAGAACACACUGAACCCCACGUACAACGAGGCGCUGGUGUUUGACAUUCCCAAUGAAAAUAUAGAAAGUGUAUCCAUCAUCAUUGCGGUGAUGGACUAUGACUGUAUUGGUCAUAACGAGGUUAUAGGGAUGUGUCGUGUAGGCAGCGACGCUGACGGUCCGGGGAGAGAGCACUGGGCAGCCAUGCUGGCCAACCCUCGCAAACCAAUAGAGCACUGGCAUCAGCUUGUGGAGGAAAAAGCAAUCGGUACAUUUGUGUCAAAGAGUGCUACAGCAUCCUCCCCUAAACCUCACAUCGUGGUGGACAGUCCUCACUCCGAUUAAAACUGUCGUUAUCAUCUCUCCAGCUCCAGACUUUCCUUUCUUUCCUCUCAUCUGUGAAUAAUUCUCUCCAUCAAAGAAAGAGAGACGCAGAGACACUGCUAGUGUCCAACUGCUAGUGCUGUUUUGCUCCUGCUAAUGAAUCCUCCAACUCCUGUGCUGUCUUUACCGAGACGAAGAAAAAAAAAAACAUCUACCACAAGCUACACUUUGAGCAUCAGACCACACAUUUCCAAACACAUGCAGACAUUAAACGGUACAGUAGGGCUGACAUCAGGUGUAAAUUUGGGGUCUAGCAGCACAGGAACUCACACACAUAACUCACACACACACACACAUAUACACACAAAUAGCCUACACACAGAGUUUGUAGUAUGUGCGUAGUUCAUGUGUGCUUCAGAUUAGUGUAGUAUUUCAUCUAGGAGGAGUGUGAUGUGACAAACUUUUCUCUCUUCAAAACAAAAAAAAAAAGAAAAAGAAAAAAGAAAGCCAUCACAGAAUGGUCAUUUCAACCAGGACCAAAGGUUCAUGCCCUUGUACAGACUAUAAAAGAAGAAAAUCACUAUGUCGAUAUUUUUCUUUGCAACAUUGGUGUACAGUAUAUGCCGUACUGUAUAGGAAAACAUCUCAUGUAGUACUUAGCAGGACGAAACAUCCAUGGUGGAUUCUCCCGACCAUUUUGGACGCCUUCUCCAGGCUCCCUACCCUCUGGUUUUUUCGGACUUAUCUCGCUUAUUUUCCCCAGAGGAAAGACGACGAAGCGUCCAGUGGUCUUUAUUGAUGUCAGAGGAGUGAAAAAAUGAGGACGGACUCAUUGGUCUAAGCAUGUUACGCAACCUUGAAAUGUGUCCCUCUUCCUCAUGCUUUUUGUCACGGUCCUCAUGGUGCUCAUCGGUGUCGGCUUUUAUUUUUUGAAUGAUUUUCCUCUGUCUUUUUGUGUCAUUCAUUAUAAAUAUAACCACCAGGAAAGGAGUUUAUUCAUGCCAUUUUUUACAGUCCACUGGGGAUGAGAUGGUACAAGCUUCUGAGAGACAUGGACUAUUCGAUCGUCCCCGGCUUUCCGGCCAAAGUGGCAGACUUUUCCUAAUGUAGGACUACACGGGUCAGACGAGACCUGCGUUUAGGAUCGGACCAGCAUCUGUUUGGAGUGCACUCACUGGAUGAUGCAUCCCGCAGGGAAGGAAAUCACCACUCUUUUAUUUUUCUAUCAUUCCCGGACUUUUUUUGGUUUUCCUCUCUCAAGACGUCAUCGUCCAGCUUCAGCUGCGAAAAUUGUGACCUUCACGUCCACAUCAUGUCCCUGACAAGACUUUAGGAGGACACACACGUCCGUGUUGCUUUUAUUAGUGUGUGUUUCCGUGUUUGUGGGCGUGUUUGUUUUGUAUUCGUGCGCGUCCGUGUGUGUGUGUAUGCCUGUGUGUGUCACUGUGACCUUGUGCGUGACACGUUUCUGUGCUCACCGCCUCCCUCCUCCUCGUCCUCUUUUCUGUCUUCGCCUUCCUCCUCACCCUCACUCCCCCCCGAAAUCCCCCCCCUGCUCGUCUCAGAGCCAAACGUGUCUUCUGUCCUGUGUCUUUACAAGGAGCCAUUUUGUGUGUGCGUGGGUGUGUGUGUGAGAGAGAGAGAGUGUGUGUGUGUGUGUGUACUAUACGUGCCUCAUUGCACUAGGUGGGGAAACACUGUUUUUCAUAGACAUUAGUUUGUAUUGUCUAUGUCGUCUCUGAAAUCAGCUGCCAGUCAUUCAGCCCCCCUCUCCUCUCUGACCCUUUGCCUGAUGUAAGUAACUGUGUUGAUCGUGUACUUCUUUCAGUAAUUUGUGUACUGUAUGUCCGAGGGAAGAAAAAAACAGAUGGCACAGUGAUUGAAAAUUAAAUUGUUGGGUGUGUUUUGAUUAAAUUUAUGAGAAGGAAGGAAAAAAAACAAAAACAAACCGAGGCUCAUUUGUUACGGCCUACAGAUCAUGACAAAUUUAGAUCCCCUUAAAGCAAGACAACAGGGAGGAGGUGUUGUGAGAAAAUAAGCGCCUGGAUUUUCUGCACUUCCUGUGUAAACCGAUACAGAUUUAUAAAGCCAUGUCUGUCACCGCUACUACAACUACUACUGUAACCUCAGCAAAAACAACAGUACAACACCUCACUACAGCUACUUGUAUUGCUAUCGUUGCCAUUUCCCCUCUCAUCCUCUCUCUCUCUCUCUCACACACACACACACACACACACACACCCUUUCUUUCAUAAAGGUGGUGGGUGGUGUUUGUGUGCUUGUUUCAGGGGAGGGAUCCGGUUUAUUUCUCUUUACCUUUGGACUUACCAUGGAAGCGUCAGGGGAGGCUUCACCGGUGUGCUCGGUCGGAUGCUCGGGGAGGUGAUGCGUACCUGCAAGUACCCGGUGAGGUCUGUCAGCUGGGGGAUUAUUGAUCAGCUGGUAUAAGUGGAUAUGGUAUUGAUCCAUUGGUCUCGAAGCCCCAUAAUUCUCUGUUCUUUCCCAGCCUCCCUCUUCCUCUCUCUUCUCUCUCUCUCUCUGCUUGUGUCUUACCCUAUUUAGCCCUUGUGUUACUGCCUGGUGAUAGAUUACCAAACUCAUAGUGGAGCCAGCACAUUCCCUCAUUCUCUUCUCCCCUCUGUCUGCCUCCCUUCCUUCCCCAUCCCCACAUCCCUCCAACCCUUCUCCCCUUUUCUGUUUCUGUCUGAUUACUGUCUGAUUACUCAUUCUCUCCUCCAGCAAUCCUUACCUUUCCUCCCGCUCCUCUCCCCCACCCCUCACCUAUCCAUUUCUCGCUCUGUUCCCCCUCCGCCUCCCCACUUCCCUGCUCCCUCAGCAUCCCUCCAUCUUGCCCUCUUUCUUUCAUUCUUUUUGUGUACCACCCCCUCCUCUCUCCCCUCUAUUCUCUUUCUCUCGCUGUCUUCUCGUGUUAGUGCAGUUCUGAAUGGUCAUGGGGAAACAUGUUUGCAUGCUUAUAUUAACAUGAAUGAUGUCAACUUGAUGCAAUGAAAAAUUAUAUAAGUGAUGCUUUAAGCAAAAUCUGACAAUGAACUUGAUACUAAUACUACUAAUGACGACUAAAUGGAGACCUAGCAGUUGUUUAUCUCUGUGGUCAAAAACAACAAUGAUGAAAUAACGUUGUUUAUGCUGUAUUUAUCUUUCUCGAAUUGGUAUUCUUUUUGAUUUUCAGUUGUUUUUUUAUAUAUAAUUUAUUCAAGAGGUUUACUUUUUUAUUGGUUAACGCUGAGAAUUGGAGCGGUGGGGUUCAGUCAGGGCGAUUGUUUCAGUCAGGACAGCUGUGUCAGGUCGCAGAGCGUCGGCGAAUGUGUAAGUUAACAGUGUGACUGAAGCAACGAUAAUGGAAAUAAAGGAUAUGUAUCAUCCA
Messenger RNA from Lates calcarifer (barramundi perch), 6181 nucleotides. RefSeq names its product synaptotagmin III (gene syt3). Gene Ontology annotation, biological process: regulation of dopamine secretion; cellular response to calcium ion; calcium-ion regulated exocytosis. NCBI's taxonomy places the organism in Eukaryota, Metazoa, Chordata, Actinopteri, Centropomidae. The record is from RefSeq and is a predicted model, not a curated record. Gene Ontology annotation, cellular component: membrane. The transcript has 13 exons. Gene Ontology annotation, molecular function: calcium ion binding; phosphatidylserine binding; calcium-dependent phospholipid binding. The coding region runs from base 1126 to 2817 and encodes 563 amino acids.